CCGUUACAGUCAUUCUUCGUUUGUGUGUCGAAUAAACUCACACGUACGCGUAAACAAAGUAGUUUAGUGACCAGAAAAAUGCCCAAGCAUAAGAAACGCCGCCGUAGCAGGAGCAAUAGUGGUGAUAGAAGUCGGGAGAAACGUCUGAAAAGGCAAUUAGCUGCGAUGGAGCGGCGAUUGAGUGAAAUUGAGCGAUCUCGUUCACGAGGAUCUUCCCGGCCGCCAUCUUCCAUUCGAUCAGCGUUGACGCUGUCGCCGCCGCGGCAACCACCCGUCCCAGGCACAGACGCAUGCAGCAUUGCCAGCUCUUCCGAACUUUCGGAGAUCUGCGAAAACAUUCCAGUAAACAUCGAAGAACACAGUAAGGAGAAUACGCCGCCUCAAGGGGAACAACUAGAGGAAGAUAUCCUCAACAUCUUGGGGAAAAAUACAAUAAAGCAGCCAGAUGUAGGACCGGCUAUCCACAACGAUCUGGCAGUUCGCUGGGCUCAUAACAUACAGAUGGGUUUGGAAGAGGAAGAGAAGAACAGAUUAUUCGAAAAAUACCUCCCCCCUGAAAAUUGUACUCAGGUAAAAGCUCCAACACUUAACUUGGAGGUCAAAGCUGCAAUCUCCAGCUCUGUGCAGAAGAGAGAUGAGAGACUCUCUGCUUUACAGCGCCAAAUAGGCGCUAGCCUGUCCUGUAUAGGCAGCGCUCUGACCCUCAUCCUCAAAGAAGAGGGAGGGGGCAACAGAACGUACAUCCAAUUGCUGAAUGAUGCCAGCAAACUAUUGACUGACCUGCAUCGCACAGAAAGCAUCGCUCGUCGCGAACUAGUAGCCCUUAACCUGAACUCUGACGUAAAACAGAUCCUAUCGGAAGCCACAGUUGAUGGGCUGCUCUUUGGGACAGACUUAGAAGCCAGACUAAAAUCUUCCAAAGACCUGGAGAAAUCGGGCAGAGAGCUGAAGGCCGUUAAGGCUAAGCCACUACAGAAUGCUGCCAAGCCGUUAAACUACCAGAGUCUGCCUCGGUAUCAGCAGGGGGCACGUCGAGGCGGACAUCAACACCAGCGCCCCAGUUACUCCACGAACCGCUACAAACCACGUCGAGAGCCACCACGUCGACUGAACCAGGGGAGUCAGAACAGCUACAAACUAAAAACCAGGAACCCAAGACAGUAGAUAAGGUUAGCAUAGCUGGAAGAUUAGCUUCUUUUUAUCACGAGUGGCAAAAGUUCACGAAUGACAGAAUGAUCUUGUCAUGGAUUAAAGGGGUAAAAUUACCCCUAUCGCAGAAGCCAGUCCAACGAUGCCUUCCUAAAGAGCCUAAAUGGUCUUUCAAGGAAGAAGCCACCAUUAAAAUAGCGCUUAAAGAAUUGAGCCGCAUAGGGGCAAUCAGCACGGCCAAACCGUCAAAUAGGCAAUACAUCUCAAAUAUAUUUCUCCGAAAAAAGCACGAUGGUUCAGAUAGGGUAAUUUUAAACCUGAAACG
Molecule: messenger RNA, 1474 nt
Organism: Acanthoscelides obtectus
Lineage: Eukaryota; Metazoa; Arthropoda; Insecta; Coleoptera; Chrysomelidae
Source: the annotation of a GenBank genome assembly